AUGGUCGCCUCGGUCGCAGUGAUCCAAGGCGCAGGCGGAUCAAUCGGCUCCCACCUGGCCCGUCACCUCCUCACCCGUUCCUCCCUCUCAAUCGUCGGCACCUCGCGCGACCCCUCGUCCGCCAAACGCGCGAUCCUCUCCGGCCUCGACGGGCAAGACGUGGAUGAGAGCAGGUUGAAGGUGUUUGAGGUGGAUGUUAGGGAGGAGGAGACUAUUCGCAAGGCGGCACAGGAGGUAGAGAAGGAGUUUGGGAAGAAGAGCCUGAGGUUGCUCAUCAACGCCAGCGGUGUCUUGCACGCCGACAAGUCCAUCCGCGAAAUCGACUCGCAACACCUCCUCGACUCGUUCCACCUAAACACCUUCGGCCACCUCCUCACCUUCAAACACUUCUACCCUCUCCUCCCCCAAAAGAACGACAUCCGGAACUCGUCCUCCUCGUCCUCAGCCUCGCCGGAGGAAGACCCAGCGAACGGAGUCGUCCAGCCUGGAUUGGGCGUCCUCGCGAGUUUGACGGCGAGGAUUGGGUCGAUCGGGGAUAACCAGAAGGGAGGGUGGUACGCUUACCGCGCUUCCAAAGCAGCCACGAACCAAGUGAUCGCGACGUUGCAGCGGGAACUCUCUCUCCGCUCCACUCCCUCCAUCGCAGUCGCCCUUCACCCCGGAACGGUCGUCGGGACGAAUUUGUCGAAGCCUUGGACCCGCGAGGAAGAUGCGGGCAAGAAGGAGGGAGUGCACAGGGCGGAGGAGGCCACGGGAAAGUUGUUGGAUGUCAUCAAGGGGUUGAGCGAGCAGGAUGGUGGGAGGUUCCUUGACUAUGCCGGCAAGGAGAUCCCUUGGUAG
Molecule: messenger RNA, 840 nt
Organism: Rhodotorula toruloides NP11
Lineage: Eukaryota; Fungi; Basidiomycota; Microbotryomycetes; Sporidiobolales; Sporidiobolaceae
Product: short-chain dehydrogenase/reductase SDR family protein
Exons: 2
Coding region: 1-840 (279 amino acids)
Source: RefSeq, a predicted model, not a curated record